AUGGGCCAACCAUCGACUACUGGUGUCGGUCCCAGGAGCUGGACCCUCUGCGGAGCCGUUCUGCUGUUCAUUCUGCAGUUAUUCCAGACCUCCGAUGCACUGCAUCACACCGAGGAGGGACUCGAGUUGCUCUUUCGUGAACGUAACCAAAAAUUUAACAAGAAAUUUUCAAUUUAUUCAACAAAUCCGAAGAGUAAUAGCAACCGAGAGAACAGUGCAAAUCGCUUAUGCAAAUAUGUAUGUAUAUAUCGUGUGUAUAUUUUCAGCUCACAGUCGGACUGGGAGAAUGUGUGGCAUCAGGAGACCCAUUCCCGGUGCCGGGACAAGCUCAUCCGCCAGUUAUACUGGGCCUGCGAGAAGGACAUUUACCGCCUGACGCGACGCAACCGCAAGCGGACGGGCAACGACGAGGCCUGGAUCAAGCAGAGCUCCUCCUCCUCGAAACGUGAGUCUUCAGAUGAUGAUCCUCCUGCACCUGUCAUGUAUAUGUGCAUCUGCAAAAUCCUUUCAGCUGGUACGCCCCCGUCAACUUGGCUGCACGUGAACUACGCCAACAUGUUCCUGAGGACUCGUCGCUCCAACGCUCCAUCGAUCACCAACGAGUGCUGCACCAAGGCUGGCUGUACCUGGGAGGAAUAUGCCGAAUACUGUCCUUCCAACAAGCGACGCAAUCAUUAUUGAUUUCCCUUUGUUCUUUGAU
Molecule: messenger RNA, 700 nt
Organism: Drosophila persimilis
Lineage: Eukaryota; Metazoa; Arthropoda; Insecta; Diptera; Drosophilidae
Gene: Ilp7
Product: probable insulin-like peptide 7
Exons: 2
Coding region: 1-681 (226 amino acids)
Source: RefSeq, a predicted model, not a curated record